AUGAAAGUCUUCUCCUCGUUGUUUGCGUGCUUCGCCGCGCUAUCUUCGGUUGCUUCAGCGCUCUCCAUUACUUCAACCAAGAACUGGAACAUCACGAAUGAUGUGGAGGGCUCAGUGCGUCUUAAUGGGCUUGCUUUCCAACAACACGCCUUGACCACAUUCGGCGACUACCAAUACGUAGCAUUUUACAAAACUGCUUCUGGCUACGGCAAGCACUAUGUAAACGUCGGACGUCGGAAGAUCUCCCCUGCGCUGGGCGAGUGGCAGUACUUUGCAUUCACCGAUUACGUACAAACCACUCUGGAUGAACACAACACUAUCAGCAUGGGAAUCAGUGGCGACGGCAAGAUCCAUUUGAGUUUCGACCAUCACGAUGUACCACUCAAUUAUCGUGCGAGUAACACAGGCAUCGCCAAGACAAUUCCCUCUGAGUGGACCGCCAGUGCAUUUGGAGCUGUCCAGCACAGUCUGCCUGGUUCAACCGGACCAUGGACGCCGCUCACAUACCCUCGUUUCGAACGUCUCGAUAAUGGUGACCUACUCAUGGAGUUUCGUAUCGGACAGUCUGGCGCUGGUGACUCGUACAUACAUCGAUACUCUGCUACUACCGGACAGUGGAGCGCCGUUGGAAAAUACCUGCAAGGUCAAGACAACAAUGCGUACAUCAACGGUAUCAGCAACCAAGGUGGGAAGCUUUUCGUCUCAUGGACCGUUCGCGAAACACCGACGCCGAGCACUAACCACGAUUUCUACUUCGCCUUGUCGGAAGACGAUGGCAAGACUUGGAAGCAGACUAAUGGCCAAACCGUUGCAAAGCCCAUCACUCCGUCAACACCUGGUAUUAAAGUGUAUUCUAUCCCGCAAAACAGCGAGAUCAUCAACCAGGAAGCUCAAUGCGCCGACCAAAAGGGUCGUUUCCACGCCCUGAUGCGUGACAAUUCGACGGGUACAGCGCAGUUCUACCACUACCUUCGAAACCCAGAAGGCAAGUUUUCCAAGACUGCCAUCAAGACACCUGGUCUCUCAGCGCCACCCUACCUCGCCUACAGAGGAAAGAUCGCUGCCUCUGGUGACAACGUCAUUGCCAUCUUACCGGACCAACCCAAGAUGACCGUCCAGAUCUGGGGUGCGACGGCAGGAGGAGCCUACAAUGACUGGAAGAAGUUGGCUGACAUUCCAAACUCUGCGGGUGAGCCGUUAGUCGACGAAGAGAGGCUGGAUAAGUUCAAUGUCUUGAGCUUGUUUAUCAGGCAAGGUGGUCCUUUCGGGACGAGGAAGGUACAGGUUUGGGACUUCGCGCUCGCACCUUGA
Messenger RNA from Alternaria atra, 1311 nucleotides. RefSeq lists its product as uncharacterized. NCBI's taxonomy places the organism in Eukaryota, Fungi, Ascomycota, Dothideomycetes, Pleosporales, Pleosporaceae. The record is from RefSeq and is a predicted model, not a curated record. The coding region runs from base 1 to 1311 and encodes 436 amino acids. The transcript has 2 exons.